Messenger RNA from Prosopis cineraria, 1628 nucleotides. RefSeq lists its product as uncharacterized. The record is from RefSeq and is a predicted model, not a curated record. Gene Ontology annotation, cellular component: mitochondrial matrix. The transcript has 3 exons. Lineage: Eukaryota; Viridiplantae; Streptophyta; Magnoliopsida; Fabales; Fabaceae. Bases 79 to 819 code for a protein of 246 amino acids.
UGAUAAGUGAAUUUCUGGGGUUUUUGGUUUCAGAGGUCAGAGAGCAGACCAUAAACCCUGAGAAGUGUACCUUCGUCAAUGGAUCGCCUGUCCCGGCGCCUCAGAAAAACCGUUGUCCAGUUACUUCACCAUCAACGAUAUGGCCUAUCAUAUUCUGGUUCCACAGCUAGGAACAACAUCGCCAUUCACAAUCCCAUGUUUCAUUUUCGAAGGACUUGCUCUUACAUCUCCGAAAUGCGGAGGUCAGCUUUUGAAGGAAACGUCCUUAGAUACCUCCGAAAUGAGAUUCAGUACGAGCUCGAACACUCUCCUCCAAAGCAGCCUGUCACGAAGUUUGGUUCAUUCAUGGUUGAUGACCGACCCGGCCAACAAUGGAUUGGAUUGAAGAGCAAAUUUGGGGAUGAAGAUAUUAAAGUUGAAGUCAGCACGUUUGAUGGAGCCGUUCCUAUUCCAAAUGCAAGUGGUGUUGGAGGGGCCAAAGAGGAAGAUAUGCAGCUUCACAUAACGUUAAUUGUCAAUAUAUCGAAGGGAGAAGGUGCUAGUGUCUUGGAAAUCAUGUGUUCUGCUUGGCCAGAUAGUAUAGAGAUCAAAAGGCUGCUUGUACGUGCAAGUGAUAGUUAUAAGCCAGCUAAGCCUUAUGCUGGUCCCCAAUUCAAGGAAUUGGAUGAUGCAUUGCAAGACAGCCUUUAUGAGUUCUUGGAAACUAGGGGUAUAAAUGAUGAACUUGCCGUUUUCUUGCAUGAGUACAUGAAAAACAAGAAUAAAAUGGAGCUCAUAAGAUGGAUGGGGUCGGUUAAGUCUUUCAUUGAAAAGAAAUAGAGGCUAAGGGAUUGUACGUUUUACCUCUAAGUUGAAAUAGGGAUCAAAUAUAGUUUGCUAUCAGGCUAACAGAGCCCGGUCUCGCAUGCCUUUUUUGAUUUGACCAUACUUUCUUUCGAUGGUUGUGUGGGUGUAAUUUCUUACAACGGAGAAAGGCCUUAUUGUAACUGGCGUUUUUGCUGCAUACUCUUGCUGUGCCCCCACCCUUUUCCCAAAGAAUAGGCAUUACAAAAAUAGUGAAUCACUGAAUCACCAUAUUUUUCUUCAAGAAGUAUUCCUAGUUUCAGAAAACGAAGCAUGUCCAUUCAAUUCAUUCACUUCUAUAAUUUUGACAUUUAGUAAGGAUUUGCAUCCUUUCAAUUUUUCUCCAAAUCUGCAAUCUCAAUUUGGUAGAAAUAUGGGCACGAAGUAUCUAGGGUCCAUUGUUCAAGUGAAGUUUAUCACUCAAGUGGGCUUUACACAUGUGUAUGUUGAUUUAUUUGUUUUCUCUAAAAUUGGCACCCUCGGUUUCAGAGAGAGGAUACAUUUUCUUGAAUGAAUGGUGACAGUUGAUUAUUGAUGAGUUGUAGGCUGGUAGAGAAGUAGCCAACAGCUAAAAUUUGAAGGUACUUUGUAAGUGGUGGGCAGCAUGUUGUUGAUAUCUUCUUAAAGUUGUAUGAGUGGUCUGUGUUUGUUCUGAAAAUUGACAUGGCCGACAUUACUUGUGUUUCGUCAACUGUCAUUUUCCCCUUCAUGUGUUCUGCCAGACAAAGCUCUGUUGUGCAGGAUGAAUUCUUAUGAACAAUUGUGUAUCUCAUGCAAUUUUUGAA